Penicillium salamii is the source of this 465-nucleotide messenger RNA. The record is from the annotation of a GenBank genome assembly. Lineage: Eukaryota; Fungi; Ascomycota; Eurotiomycetes; Eurotiales; Aspergillaceae.
AUGUCUCUGGCUACCCUCGAUACUACCCAGCACCCAUAUCUCCCCGCAGCGUCCGCGACACUCUUCCGAGCCAAGGCUGCGAGAAAGCUCAGCUUCGAAAAAAUUGGCGAGCAUCUCGGUCGCAAUGAAGUAGCUGCUGCGGCAAUUUUCUACGGCCAAGCCAAGGCAUCCCAAGAGGACAUUGAAAGACUGGCAACAUUGCUUGGGAUUCCCCAGCAGCCCCUGGAGGACCAACUAAGUGGCUUCCCUGAUCGUGGGCGCUCGGUAGAAAUGCCACCCAAAGAGCCCCUAAUCUAUCGACUCUACGAGAUUGUGCAGAACUAUGGCUACGCUUACAAGGCGGUUUUGAAUGAGAAAUUUGGCGACGGGAUCAUGAGCGCCAUCUCAUUCUCCACCAAGGUUGAGAAAGAAACCGACGAAGAUGGUAAUAACUGGGCUGUUAUCACUCUACGUGGCAAGUGGUAG